Molecule: messenger RNA, 3144 nt
Organism: Vespula vulgaris
Lineage: Eukaryota; Metazoa; Arthropoda; Insecta; Hymenoptera; Vespidae
Gene: PhKgamma
Product: phosphorylase b kinase gamma catalytic chain, skeletal muscle/heart isoform
Exons: 9
Coding region: 330-1586 (418 amino acids)
Biological process (GO): glycogen biosynthetic process; protein phosphorylation
Cellular component (GO): phosphorylase kinase complex
Molecular function (GO): calmodulin binding; ATP binding; phosphorylase kinase activity
Source: RefSeq, a predicted model, not a curated record
CUUCAUCCCCGUUCUUUCGAAAGCCCCACUUUUCGCGUUCCUCGUGACGAUUCUCUUUCGUGUAUACCAGUGUAUGCACGUUUUAUUUGUGUGCCAUAUUAUUUAUGAUCGUCCGAACGAUCGCUACGAGUCGUACAAAGUUUUCAAUUGCUUCGACUACCGCGAUCGUCGUCGAGCGAAAACGAACGGAUAGCGUCUUGUGGACAUGACGGUCGUCUCGAGUGAAGUAUCCGUUUCGUUGCUACUCGUAUCCUCUGUACUCUUCGAACAUGCGAUAGAUAUUUGCGCUUUUUCCAUGUGAUGCAAAUGAGACAAAUCGCUCGUUUAAAAUGGCAAAAGACGAAGGAGAUGACCUUUUGCCAGACAAGGACGCCGCAAAGGGAUUUUACGCGAAAUACGAGCCUAAAGAGAUUCUUGGAAGAGGGAUAUCGUCGACUGUAAGAAGAUGUAUAGAAAAAGAAACUGGUAUAGAAUACGCGGCUAAGAUCAUAGAUAUUAGCAACGAACCUCACGAGUCUACCGAAGGCCAUACUAUGAAAGAUGCUACGUUACAGGAAGUACAUAUUUUGCGUAGAGUAGCUGGACACCCUUAUAUCAUCGAAUUACAUGACGUAUUCGAAUCUAGCACGUUUAUAUUUUUAAUUUUUGAACUUUGUAAAAAUGGAGAACUAUUCGACUACCUCACAUCCGUCGUAACGCUGUCUGAAAAGAAAACGCGUUAUAUCAUGAGACAAGUAUUUGAAGGAGUUCUGCAUGUACAUAAUCAGGGUAUAGUUCAUAGAGAUUUGAAACCAGAAAAUAUAUUGCUCGACGAUAGCCUCAAUGUAAAAAUAACAGAUUUUGGCUUUGCAAGGAUGUUGAAAUCUGGAGAUAAAUUAUACGAUCUGUGCGGAACACCCGGAUAUCUAGCACCGGAAGUCUUGAAGUGCAACAUGUUUGAAAAUGCCGAUGGUUAUGGAUUUGAAGUCGACAUAUGGGCUUGUGGAGUGAUUAUGUUUACCUUAUUAGUUGGUUGUCCCCCAUUUUGGCAUCGAAAACAAAUGGUCAUGCUAAGGAAUAUAAUGGAAGGAAAGUAUUCGUUUACAUCUCCAGAAUGGGCAGAUAUCACAGAAGCUCCAAAAGAUUUGAUAAGAAAAUUGUUAGUUGUUGACCCAAAAAAAAGAAUAUCGAUAAAAGAAGCAUUGGAACAUUCUUUUUUCCAUACAGUGUUGUGGGAUCAAGACAUCGCCCCUCUAAAGCGUUCACUGUCAUCUAACUCACGACGUCUGAGUAGGAUAUCUCAAUUAGCUUUGGAAUUAAAGGCAAAGUCAUUUAAUGCACGAAGAAGAUUUCAGUUAGCGAUUCUUUGCGUUCGAGCAGUGAUACGUAUUAAACGACUUCACAUUACGCCCGAACCACUUUCGACUCAAGUGGCUUGCACCGAUCCUUACAGAAUAAAGAUCUUGCGAAAGAUUAUCGAUGGCUGUGCAUUUAGAGUUUACGGGCAUUGGGUUAAAAAAGGAGAAGGACAGAAUCGAGCAGCCCUUUUCGAAAAUGCACCAAAGACGGAACUAAAACAUCUUUAUGUUAGCAAUUUGAGUAGAUAACCAAUACUUUGUUAAAACAUUAGUUACAAUUGGUAUUUUAUUACAAUUUUAGUAAAUUCGUUUUUAUAAUAGAGAAGACAUAAUUACAAACAAGAGUCGUCUUCAAUUAUUCUGUUUUCACAACUUGUACGAUGUGCACGAUGAGGAUUUUUUUAACGUGUACUUUGUUGUCAUCUAGUAUCACUUCGUAAUAGAUCGAACGUAAUCGUUUGCAAAAAAAAAAAAAAAUUGUACAACGAACGGAAGAAUAUUAAAUAUCAGGCUGCAGUGACCAUAGAAGACUGUGGCCGCCCUUCUGCUUCAGGGUUGUGUAAAAUAGAUCGAUCCUUCUUCAUAGAAUAUUCGAACAAAGAGUCCUUAAAGGUAGUGGCUUAAAGUGGAAUGUAAACAUCGAUCGAGAUAUACAACACGACGAAUGAGGAAGAUUUGAAAUUCAAGAACAUUGUACUGUAUAAUUUGGAAUUCUUAUUCGGAGAUCUAUAACUAAUAUUUAUGUAGCAUCAAAGAGAGUCGAUGUUUUACGAAAGGUAAAGUUAUAUCAGUAUUUCUUGCUCUCAUCGUGUUACGAAUUAACAAUUGCGAAUGGGAAAACGUAAAGACGGCUUAAAAAUCAAUAUCACCCGUAAUAAUUUCGACGAUUAGAGGGAAAUCAUUUGAAGGAUCGUUAGAAUUUUGCGUUGAAACACACGGACACACACGCACGGCCGAUCAUAUCAAUUAUACGACACGUCUCGUCGAAGUUCAACUUCUUGCCAUAAACUUUUCCCAAAAACUCGUGAAGCAAGACUGUUUCUUAUAUUUUUUUUUUUUUUUUGGAAGCUGUCGUACGUUACCUGACACAGGCUUUGUCUCCUGCGAAGUCUCGGAUGCAGAAAUUCAGGGAUGCAAGGUCUGGAGAUCCGGAUAAUCGCGGCCAGUCCGUUGUGCGGGAAAGUUUCGUUUGGAAGAAGAAACUAGUAGCGUCGUUGAUUCGUAUACGACAAACGUCAUUGUUGUAUUUCGUAUAGUUCGAUCAAAGUAAAUUUUAAAGUUGUUUACUCUGUUACGAUACAGGCCGUGCGCGCGCGCGCGCGCGCGUGUGUGUGCGUGCUUGCGUACGAAACGAUACCUAUAAUAAUAAAUCUAUACAUACAUGAUACAUCAUCUCGUGAUAACCGAACUAUGUAGUAGGAUAUUUUUGACGUUUCGUCAACGUCGUAGCUCUAUUCUUUAGAGAUAAUAUUUGAUUCGUAAGAUUCGUUAAAACGUGAUCUUUAUUCUUACAGCUACGUUACUUUCGAUCGUAUUUACACUCGUACGAGUGUUUGUAAACAAUAAGAAUCGAAUUGUUUAAUUUAUCGAAACUUCCAUCGUACUUGAACCGUCUACUCCAGCGUAUAAAGGGAACGUUUAUUUAUCCAUUGUUUUUUUCUCUAUACUCGAGUGAACAAAGACGACAAAUAAUAUUUUAGUAAAUUAGACGUAGUACUCGUACGUAAAAGAGUGUAACUCUCAGUGUAAAAGAUUCUCUUCGAGGAUUGUUUGUGUAAUAAAGGCUAGACGAAACCUUUUAUUCCUA